This is a messenger RNA of Passer domesticus (house sparrow), 2398 nucleotides long. RefSeq names its product neurofilament heavy polypeptide-like. Gene Ontology annotation, cellular component: axoneme. NCBI's taxonomy places the organism in Eukaryota, Metazoa, Chordata, Aves, Passeriformes, Passeridae. The transcript is spliced from 9 exons. Gene Ontology annotation, biological process: axonemal central apparatus assembly; cilium movement. The record is from RefSeq and is a predicted model, not a curated record. Bases 137 to 2212 code for a protein of 691 amino acids.
GGGAGGUUUGAGGAAGAAUUCCGGUUCAGUCUGGCUGGAUCUCCUACGCCUGCCAUCCUGACCAUCAAGCUUUCCCUACACCCAGCGCUGCCGGCUCACUAACAGCUCCCCGGUGCCCGUGACGUUCCAGCUCCGCAUGUCGUUCGAUGGCACGCAGCCGGCCGUGGACAGCGUCGAUCAGAUCCGCUGCCACAGUGACCCAGCCUGGAGGAAGGGCAUUCACUUCUAUGUGGAGCCCCGGGAGUUUACAAUCACUCCCAGCCGAGGGACCAUCCUGCCCCAGGGACACCAGGACAUCCAGGUGACCCUGUGUUCCAACUCGGUGAUGGAGUUCUACAGGAAGAUGCUGGUGGAUCUGGAGGGUUUUGGCAAGGGAGUGGCAUCAUUGGUCAUCACAGCCAGAUGUCUCGUUCCCAAGCUGCAAGUGUCCCCCCACGUGCUGCAGUAUGAUGAGUGCCUCCUGAAGGUGCCAUAUGAGAAGAAGUUCCUGAUUAGGAAUCCCAGCCACCUGCCUGGCUGCUACGGGCUCAUUGAACAGAAACGCAAGGAGGACGCUGCUGUGCUCUACUCCAGCCCCAGGCCCUGUGGGAUUGUCCAGCCUCACAGCACUGCAGAGAUCCCAGUGCUGGUGGAAGUGCAGGCGCUGGGCACGCAUCGCACCAAUGUUCUCAUCGGCGUGUUCGGGGAUGAGAGAAACCCACUGAGAAAACAGUUAUGGAGCUCUGGACAGCUGGCAGAAACCUCCCCAAGCCCAAGGCUGAUGGAGUCUGGCAGGAUCCCAGCACUACAGCCCAUAGAUGAGCUUCACCCACCUCAAUUCACUCCCCAUCCACCAAAGGAGAUGAGAACAUGUUUGAAUUGCCCAGCGUCUCGAUGGAGGCACUUCAAGGCUGGAAAGCAGGAGGCAGCCACAGCCCUGACUGAAGAGCAGGAUUUGACCCAGUCUUCAGGAGUAGAGGCUUCCAGUAUCCUGCCAGUGUCAGGUGUGCUGCAGCCAGGAGAGAGCCAGCAGGUCUCCUUGCCCUUCUCUGGCCACCUCAACAGCAUCUCCAGUGCCACGGCGCUGUGCCACGUGGAGGGAGGCCCCAGCUCCGAGGUGCUGGUGCCCGGGGAGGCCUCACGUGCCAGCUGCUCCCCGAGCCCCCAGGAGAUCAGCUGUGGCUCUGGGGCACCUCUCAGGGAGAGAAGGGAGCUGAAGCGGCCGGCUCCAAAGCUUGAGGAGGAGACAAAAGCCUUGGAGGAGGAAGAGAGGCAGAAGGAGAAAGAGAAGCAGAAGAAAGAAAAGAAGGGUGUCUCUGUGGGGAAGGAACCUCCAAAAGCAGAGAAGGGGAAAACCAAACCCCCAGAGAAGAAGGAAAGCAAGGCCCCAGAGAAGAAGGAUACCAAAAUCCCAGAGCGGAUGGAAACCAAAGCCCCAGACAAGAUAGAAACCAAACUCCCAGAAAAGAAAAACAAACAUCCAGAAAAGAAGGAAACUAAAUUCCCAGAGAGGAAGGAAAGCAAGGCCCCAGAGAAGAAGGACACCAAAGCAUUAUUAGAGAAGAAGGAAAAUAAAUUCCUAGAGAAGAAGGAAACCAAAGCUCCAGAGAAGAUUGAAAACAAACUCCCAGAAAAGAAAUACAAACCUCCAGAAAAGAGGGAAUCCAAAUUCCCAGAGAAGAAGGAAACCAAAGCUCCAGAGAAGAUUGAAAACAAACUCCCAGAAAAGAAAUACAAACCUCCAGAAAAGAGGGAAUCCAAAUUCCCAGAGAAGAAGGAAACCAAAGCUCCAGAGAAGAUUGAAAACAAACUCCCAGAAAAGAAAUACAAACCUCCAGAAAAGAGGGAAUCCAAAUUCCCAGAGAAGAAGGAAACCAAAGCUCCAGAGAAGAUUGAAAACAAACUACCAGAAAAGAAAUACAAACCUCCAGAAAAGAGGGAAAUCAAAAUCCCAGAGAGGAAGGAAAGCAAAGCACCAGAGAGGAAGGAAGUGAAAAUCCUAAAGAAGGAAAGCAAAUCUCCAGAGAAGAGAAGCAAACCUCCAGAAAAGAAGGAAACCAAAUGCCCAGAGAGGAAGGAAAUCAAAAUCCCAGAGAAGGAAAGCAAGGCACCAAAAAAGAAGGAACCCAAAGCCCCAAAGAAGGGGGAAGCCAAAGUGCCAGAGAAGAGAGAGACCAAAGCCCCAAAGAAGAAGGAACCCAAAGCCCCAAAGAAGGGGGAAGCCAAAGCCUGAAAGAAGGGAGGAACCAAAAUCCCAGAGAACCCAGCUGAGCUGGAGAAGAACUCUUUUUUUUAUUCACACAACUUAUUUUAUACAGUUUGACAAACCUAAUGUGCCACUUUAGUUAGUAGAUUUCUUAUUAUUAGUUAUGCCAGUUAUUCUGUUGGAUAAUAAAAUAUAUUCUACUUGUGCAUCAAA